AUGUCCCUGGCUAAUUGUCAGUAUGGCUACGACACGGCAACAGUUGCUGGCUUUCAGGCCAUGGUGGGCUUCCUUAAAGUCUACGGAUACGAAGAUCCCAAGGCCAAAAUUGGAUGGAAUAUCGAAACGGUUCCACAGCAGCUCAUCAGUUCCUUCCUCCAAAUCGGCACCAUCAUUGGGGUACUGUUGACUCACUUCUUUGCUCGUUACUAUGGACGAAAACCUGCAAUUUGGGCCGCCUCGCUUGUAUCCUUCGUGGCAGCAGGCCUUCAAGUUGGCACUGAGAAUCUUAUUGGACUCUACUUUGGUCGUCUGCUGAUUGGUGCAUCGAAUGGCUUCUUUAUUACCUUUGCCAACAUUUACACCGCCGAAGUUAGCCCUUCCCACCUUCGUGGUGGCAUUGUGUCUUUCUUUGGAAUCUGGGUCAGCAUUGGUAUCAUGAUGGGAGCCGUAGCUAACCAAUUUUCCAAAUCAUACGACAGCAAGCUCUGCUACCAAAUUCCAUUAGCGAGCCUCUUCGCCAUCCCUACCGCCUUGAGUAUUCUGAUGUUCUUCAUCCCCGAGUCUCCGAGAUGGUUGCUGGUCCAUGGAAGAUCAGAAGAAGCUCACCGUGCUCUCACGAUUCUACGAGGAUCUUCUUUCAGAGAGAACCCGGCACUGCUGGAGGAGGAAUUCCUCGAAAUGAAGAGCGGCAUUGAGCGAGAGAGAGAGUUGGCCACUGCCUCAUCCUUCCUCGAUAUGUUCAAAGGUAGCGAUCGACGGAGAACAUUUCUUUGCUGGGCUGUGGUCUUGUCGCAUUCAUCCUCUGGUAUUUCACUCAUCGUUGCAUAUGGGACUUUCUUCUUCCAAAUGGCUGGCGUUGAGAACCCAUUCGUAGCGACCAUCCUGAAAUCUUUUAUGGGUCUCGUCGGUGUCGCGAUCGGCAUCUACCUGUCAUACAAGAAACUAGGGAGACGAUCUAUGAUGCUUAUUGGCCAUUCGACUUCGGCUGUAUUCAUGGCCGGCAUGGGCAUUGCACAAUCGGUUGCUCCAGGAACCAAAGCCGCCGGUAAAGCGAUCGUAGGUUGUGCGCUCUGCUACCACUUCUUCUACAAUGGUUUCUCAGGCGCUCAAAGCUAUCCCGUCGCAAAUGAGGUGGUGAGCUCAAGACUGAGAGUCAUUUCUGUCGGAACAGCUACAGCUAUCAACAUGGUGUUCGCGUGGUUAACCGCCUUCACGAUGCCGUACUUUAUCAACAGAACCGAGUUGAACUGGGGCGCAAAGAUCGGCUACGUAUGGGCAGGAUCUAAUGCCGUUACCUUCAUCUUCCUCUACUUCUUCCUCCCGGAGAUGCGGAACCGCACACUGGAGGAGAUCGACGAAUUAUUCCAGGAGCGAGUUCCAACCCGCCAGUUCGCAAAAUACCAAUGCGUUUCGACUGAGAGGGCAAGAGAGCAAGUCAUCCAAAACGUGAAAAUGCAAGAAGAAGAAGCCGGUGUGACUGGAGAGGAGAAGACCCUCGAGGUCGAGCAUCGUGAGCUCAAGGCAUGA
Messenger RNA from Exophiala aquamarina CBS 119918, 1530 nucleotides. RefSeq lists its product as uncharacterized. The coding region runs from base 1 to 1530 and encodes 509 amino acids. The record is from RefSeq and is a predicted model, not a curated record. Gene Ontology annotation, molecular function: carbohydrate:proton symporter activity. The transcript is spliced from 6 exons. Gene Ontology annotation, cellular component: membrane. Gene Ontology annotation, biological process: transmembrane transport; carbohydrate transport. Lineage: Eukaryota; Fungi; Ascomycota; Eurotiomycetes; Chaetothyriales; Herpotrichiellaceae.